AGAGAGUGUUUUACUCAUGAAUGUUUCCAUACAGAAUGUUUCAGUAUAUGGCUUCAUGUCUGUGUCGAUACCGCUUGAGGAGGAUCCUGUUCAUCUUUUCGCCGUGCAUACUGCUGAUCCCAAUCUACAUCUAUGUCUCCAUGUCAUGAAACACGGUGCACCUGGUGUUCAUCCUGUGCAGCAGAAACACUUUACUGCCAGUGGUCUCAACCACUCCAGAGAUCUGGCUCCCCAUCCUGUGAAAUCUUUCUGGAGAAGCGAGCUAAACAGUGGAGCACUAUGGAACAUCAUCCAGUUUAUGAUAGAUUCCCACUAUAACCCCAUCCUAAAUCCACAUCUGGCUGCAAACCCACCCGGUAUUUCUUACAAAACAGAAAGGUCCAGAAGAAGUGGGAAUGGAUGCUCUCCAGACUAUGAGAUUAACAAUACGAUGGCAGAUUUCUUCAGUUUACCAACGCAUAUAAAAGAUUUUGUGACCAGCAUGCACUGUCGAGAAUAUCCCUUGGUAAUAGAUCCUUUAGAUGUUUGUGAUGGUGGUCCGCUAGCAAAGAAUCGGGCACCAAUGUUGCUCCUGGCCAUCAAAGCUCAGCCUCUGGAUUUCAUGAACAGAGAAGCGAUAAGAGAAACUUGGGGGCGUUCAGGAAGAAUAAAAAGCCGAGGUGGGCGGCAAAGUCUUGUUCGGAGGGUCUUCCUUCUGGGGAAGUCCAAAGACUUGCAUAUUGAAGAGAAAUUGCAAUUAGAGAGUGAUAAAUAUGGUGACAUCAUCCAAUGGGAUUUCAUGGACACGUUAUUUAACCUCACCCUGAAGGAUGUGCUGUUCUGGGACUGGUUCUCAAGGCGAUGCCCACAUGCCCGCUUCAUUUUUAAAGGUGAUGAUGAUAUCUUUGUGAGGACGCCUGCUCUCCUAAACUAUCUGCUGGCCGAGGAGGCAAAUGAAAACUUCUCAAAUGGAUCCAGGCGGCCAAAUAAAAUGGAGACGUUUGUUGUGGGGGACGUGAUAAACAAUGCAUCACCUAUACGCUCCAAUGGGAGUAAGUACUACAUUCCGGAGAGCUUCUUUAAAGGGACUUACCCGUCAUAUCCUGGUGGAGGGGGGGUGGUUUACUCUGGUUCUCUGGCCCAUAGGCUUUUGGAGGUGUCACAAAAGGUUCACCUGUUCCCCAUUGAUGAUGUCUAUCUGGGCAUGUGUCUUCAAAGACUGGGAGUGUACCCUAUCCACCACCCUGCCUUCCUCACCUUUGACUUCCCCAAGAACGAGCUCAAGAAACCCUGUGCGAAUCACACCAUCCUCCUGGUGCACAAGCGUAGCCCAGCUGAGAUGUUCCAACUUUGGACCGAAACAUCGAUGCCCAGUUCUGAAUGCAGAAACGCAACUCUGAGAGUCGACACUACGUAGAGUUGAGCUCAGAUGAUACUUUUUUUUAACACUUGAAGAAAUAAUGUUAUCCAUUGAUUUUACUUUUGUAUAAACAUUUGUAAUUUGCAAUCUUUUUAACACAUUUAAGUUGUGAUAAAAUAGAAGUAGUGGCAGAUCCAUAUCAUGCCGUGAAGAGAAUUUUGCAUUUCAUUGGAAGAUCAAGUUUUUGUGUCUUUAAAAUAACAUAUUUUCAGGGGAACAACAUUCUUCAUUGACAGAACUUAAGGAGUUGCAUCAGGGAUGCAACCAACCACAUGUUCAAUUUUAGAGAGGACUGAAGGACUGGAUCAUAUCAUGAGGAGUCAUCUGUUCCUUGAAAUUUAGAGAUAAAGGUGCUUGGAAAGUAUUAUAAAGUCCUAAGCCCAAAAAGAGCAAUGAAUUUGCAAAAACUUUUGAAGUCAGAUGAAUGCACUGAACACAUACACAGAGGA
Messenger RNA from Pimephales promelas (fathead minnow), 1848 nucleotides. NCBI's taxonomy places the organism in Eukaryota, Metazoa, Chordata, Actinopteri, Cypriniformes, Leuciscidae. The record is from RefSeq and is a predicted model, not a curated record.